UUUGGCCGUGUGGGAGCCCCAAAGGGGAGGGUAUGUAGUGGGGCACCUGACAGGAGAGACACACCUCAUACCCCCCCCCCCACAUGACAGGGGUGGGCAGGUCUCCAAGCAAAACCAACUGCCCCCAACUCAGCCCAGAGCAGACACCGCUGGCAGCUCCUCCAGCAACAUCUGGGAGACCAACGCUAGGGAAGAAACAGGACCCGGGCUCCAUGUGACUAGAGGAUGGGUGGGCAUCCAGAGGGGCACCAGGAGACUGCGGGUAGUGCCAGCAAGUUGUUCUCCUUGAAUGGUCGGAUGAGGAAGAGACGGUGAAGGAGGGAGUUGGAAAACCUGUCAGAGAGAGAGAGAGGUGCCAAGUUCUCCCUUCUGCCAACAUGGGUCCCCGGGCACUGGCCGAAAGACUUCUCCUGCUCCUGAGCUUUUUCUUCUCUCCGGCUUUCUGCCACAUUGAGACACAAGCCCAUGCAGAGGAGAGGCUGCUGAAAAGACUCUUCAGCGGAUACAACAAGUGGUCUCGCCCUGUGGCCAAUAUCUCCGAUGCUGUUAUGGUCCGGUUUGGACUCUCCAUAGCCCAGCUCAUCGAUGUCGAUGAAAAGAACCAGAUGAUGACAACCAAUGUGUGGGUAAAGCAGGAGUGGCACGAUUACAAGUUGCGCUGGGACCCCCUGGAGUAUGAGAAUGUCACUUCAAUCCGGAUCCCUUCGGAGCUGAUCUGGAGGCCGGAUAUUGUCUUGUACAACAAUGCUGACGGUGACUUUGCUGUUACUCAUCUCACAAAAGCUCAUCUCUUCCACGAUGGGCGAAUCAAGUGGACGCCACCAGCUAUCUACAAGAGCUCUUGCAGCAUCGAUGUCACCUUCUUUCCCUUCGACCAGCAGAACUGUACCAUGAAGUUUGGCUCUUGGACUUAUGACCGAGCCAAGAUAGAUCUAAUCAGCAUGCAUAGCCAUGUUGACCAGCUGGACUAUUGGGAGAGUGGCGAGUGGGUCAUUAUCAACGCUGUAGGCAACUAUAAUAUCAAGAAAUAUGAGUGUUGCACAGAGAUUUAUUCAGACAUCACCUAUUCCUUCAUCAUCAGACGACUGCCAUUGUUCUACACUAUCAAUCUCAUCAUUCCAUGUCUUCUGAUCUCCUGCCUCACCGUGCUGGUCUUUUACCUCCCUUCUGAGUGUGGAGAGAAGAUCACACUCUGUAUAUCAGUGCUACUCUCCUUGACUGUCUUCCUCCUUCUCAUCACCGAGAUAAUUCCUUCAACGUCUUUGGUCAUCCCUUUGAUUGGAGAGUACCUACUCUUUACUAUGAUCUUUGUGACCCUCUCCAUCAUCAUCACCGUCUUUGUGCUAAAUGUGCAUCACAGAUCCCCACGUACACACACCAUGCCAGCCUGGGUCCGUAGGAUAUUCCUGGAUGUGGUACCUCGAGUUCUUUUCAUGAAGAGACCAGCUAAAGAUAAUUGCAAGAAAUUAAUAGAGUCCCUUCUAACAAAAAGCUUCAACCCGCCGCCACCUAGACUUUGGUCUGAGGCUGAGAUUGAACCAACAUUUCCUAGUUCAUCAUCUGCCAGCCCAACUAGCCAACGACCAUCUCCAACUUCUUCCUGUUGCCAUCAGCUGGAUCAGUCGCUCAACACUAAAGUAGUUUGCAAGUCAACAUCAGGACAGUAUUCCAUGUUGUGUGAGGAAUCUGCUUUAACCAGUUGCCCUUCUCCAAAGCCUGAGACUAAGCUACUGUCCGAGGCCCAGCCAAAUUUAAUGCCUAAGGUGCGCUCUGUAAGCGUGCAGCAGAUGUACACCCCCAAGGAAGUAAAUGAAGGUACAGUCCGCUGCCGAUCAAGGAGCAUUCAGUUCUGCUACUUGCAUGAAGAUUUCUCCCAGAUUAAUGGCCAGGCUAGCAGUUCCCCAGUAGCCCAAAAAUGUAAUGUGAAUGAGCCACAGCCUACAAGUCACAACUCUCCAUGCACGUGUAAGCCCAAAAACCAGGAGAAGCCAGCCGACACAAGUCAAGGUGCCAAAACAGUCAGUGCCAAAGAACACCACAUGCUGCUCAUGUCUCCCUCACUUAAGCUGGCUAUUGAGGGGGUGCAGUACAUUGCAGACCACCGGAGAGCAGAGGAUGCUGACUUCUCUGUGAAGCAGGACUGGAAAUACGUCGCCAUGGUGAUCGAUCGCAUCUUCCUGUGGAUGUUCAUUAUUGUCUGCUUGCUGGGGACGGUUGGACUCUUCCUGCCACCGUGGUUGGCUGGAAUGAUAUGAACUGGACCCCUCUAAAAACAUGGGCAUGUGUCAAAGAGAGACUGAGAGAGGGAUGUGGAUCUGGAAGGAGGGGAAUGCGUUAGAUGGGGAGGGGGGGUAGAGAUGGGGCUGUCUAUAAUUUAUAUAAAAAUCAGUUCAUAUUUUGGCCCUCAACUACAGGCAGGUGCAGUGUUAUACUAGUGUUGGGGGGCUGUAGGUUGGGCAAUGUUCAUACUAUGCCGAGGUAAUCCAUUGCUGUCACAAUGUUUCCCUACUCUUUCCAUCCUGUCCUAUUGUUGUCACCUUUCCCUACUGUCUCAGUCUUGUUCAAUUGUCUCCAUCUUUCUCUACAGUCUCCAUCCAGCCCUACUGUCUCCAUCUUGUUCAGUUGUCUCCAUAUUCCCUUACUGGCUCUAUCUUUCCCUACUGUCUCCAUCCAGCCCUACUGUCUCCAUCUUGUUCAGUUGUCUCCAUAUUCCCUUACUGGCUCUAUCUUUCCCUACUGUCUCCAUCCAGCCCUACUGUUUCCAUCUUGUUCAGAUGUCUCCAUCUUCCCCUACUGUCUCCAUCCAGCCCUACUUUCUCCAUCUUAUUCAGAUGUCUGCAUAUUCCCCUACUGUCUCCAUCCAGCCCAACUGCCUCCAUCCAGCCCUACUGUCUUCAUCUUGUUUGGUUGUCUCCAUCUUCUCCUACUAUCUCCAUCUACUCCUGCUGUCUCCUUCUUGCCCUACAGUCUCCAUCCAGCCCUA
This is a messenger RNA of Xenopus laevis (African clawed frog), 2983 nucleotides long. It is a transcript of the gene chrna4.L, whose product is annotated as cholinergic receptor, nicotinic alpha 4 L homeolog. Bases 378 to 2255 code for a protein of 625 amino acids. Gene Ontology annotation, cellular component: postsynaptic membrane; presynapse; membrane. Lineage: Eukaryota; Metazoa; Chordata; Amphibia; Anura; Pipidae. The transcript is spliced from 6 exons. The record is from RefSeq and is a predicted model, not a curated record. Gene Ontology annotation, molecular function: acetylcholine-gated monoatomic cation-selective channel activity; extracellular ligand-gated monoatomic ion channel activity; monoatomic ion channel activity. Gene Ontology annotation, biological process: chemical synaptic transmission, postsynaptic; excitatory postsynaptic potential; monoatomic ion transport.